Molecule: messenger RNA, 920 nt
Organism: Erinaceus europaeus (western European hedgehog)
Lineage: Eukaryota; Metazoa; Chordata; Mammalia; Eulipotyphla; Erinaceidae
Gene: EPCIP
Product: chromosome 9 C21orf62 homolog
Exons: 2
Coding region: 191-841 (216 amino acids)
Source: RefSeq, a predicted model, not a curated record
ACACCACCCUCUGAAUGCUGAAAAGAAUAGCUCAGUGCAAGGCCACUGGCAGAGGAAGGCAGCUGUCACAGCCAGCCUGGCCAGGGAGAGCAGUAGAGGGCCAACUGCAUCUGGAGACCCCGAGAGGUGUGAUUCAGUGACUCCCCUGGUAAAGGGGACUGGGAACCAGCCGGCCCACACUGAGAGGACGAUGGCGCCCUCUGCUGGACACAGUCUCCUUCUCUGGAGCCUCCUGAGCAUUCUGACCCUUGGUGGCUUCUCAGGAGGGCAGAACAGCACCCUGAUUUUCACCAAGGACAACAUUACACACAACUGCAGCUGCUCAACAGACGUCCGGGACUGUGAGUACACUCUGGCCAGCCUCCUGUGCACCUGUCACACUGUCCUACCCCUCGAGGGCCAAGGCACCAGCUUCAGCCACCGCCUGACCGUCUGGUUCACAGACGCCUCUGCACUGGGCCUGCUGUCUAACUUCACACUGGUGCGGGACCUGAAGCUGUCCCAGUGUGGCGCCAACCCUCUGCCCCCUGUGUACCUGGCUAUCUGUGGACUCGAGAGGCUGCGUGUGGCCGCGGAGGCCUGGAGGCCUGCCCCAGAGCAGAGCUUACUUAUCCGAGAAGGCCAGGACAGAGAAACCAGAGGGGAGCCAGUCUCCCCAGGCCGCAAGCUUUGUAGGGAUAUCUCGUUCUUAGAUGUGACCCUUUUCAACAGGGACUCCUCCUUGAAAUCCUACAGUAUUGAAAAUGUCACCAGUAUCACGAGUGACUUCCCUGAACUGUCUAUCUUGGAUACCGUCUCGAUUCCAAACCAUGACAGCUACGUUGUCACGUUCAUUUACUAGCACAGGAACUGUGACCAGUCACUGGGAACUUUGUCCAACUAUGGAUGAUGCAAACAAGGAAACUAGGACUGAGGGCCUG